AUGUGGAUCGUACUGCUACUAGUAGCAGUACGACCACUAUGGGCGGCAACGCUUGAUACGGCGGCAGUGAUCGCGAUCCAGAAUGAACUGAACAAACAUGCCACCGAGUUGGAAAUGCUACUCGAACAUGUGAAAAAUCUGAACGCACGAGUUAGUGAUCUUGGACGCCCGGGACCACCGGGAAUUAAUGGAUCACCAGGAUUUCCGGGUGCAAAAGGCGAAAAAGGUGACACAGGGAUCGAUGGAAAACCCGGGAAGGAUGGUAUGCAAGGUAUUCCUGGAGUUAAAGGUGAUGUUGGCCCUGUGGGACCCACCGGCAUGAAAGGUGACAAGGGAAGCACGGGUUAUCCUGGUCAAAAAGGAGAAGUUGGCGCUGCUGGUACACCGGGCAUGAAAGGUGACACUGGUAUUCCUGGAAAGGUUGGCGAACCCGGGUCCACUGGACUUCCGGGAGUGAAAGGCGAGAAAGGAUCUGAAGGUGUGCCUGGCACUAACGGUCAGCCAGGACCACCAGGAUGGCCCGGCGUGAAAGGAGAUGACGGACUGAAUGGACGUCCAGGAUCACCUGGAUUCCCUGGGAAAAAAGGUGAAAGCGGUAUAGCUGGUGUCCCAGGUUCUCCAGGACCUAUAGGUGAACGUGGACUGCCUGGAGCUCCUGGACCGCAAGGUAUGAUGGGACCAAUAGGACCACCAGGAAAGGUCGGGCUACCUGGACCUAGGGGACCUGAAGGCAUACCUGGACUUCCUGGCCAGAAAGGGGAAACCGGAAAGGACGGCCUGCCUGGCUUACCCGGAUGGCUUGUGAAUGACAAAGGAUACUGUAUCCUAGCGUUAGGCAACUGUCCACCAUCAUUCACGCAAAUUGGAGCAUAUCAGGCACAUGUGGACAAUUAUCGAUUCGGCGACUAUUCACUAGUGAAAUCAGCAGGAAUAGGUGGAGCAGAAGAACAAUUCGCUUUAAAAGUUCAUGCAUGUUGUCGAUAA
Molecule: messenger RNA, 984 nt
Organism: Necator americanus (New World hookworm)
Lineage: Eukaryota; Metazoa; Nematoda; Chromadorea; Rhabditida; Ancylostomatidae
Exons: 9
Coding region: 1-984 (327 amino acids)
Biological process (GO): extracellular matrix organization
Molecular function (GO): extracellular matrix structural constituent conferring tensile strength
Source: RefSeq, a predicted model, not a curated record